AUGGCUUCCAAAAAUAUCCUCGCAACGGGCCAUCUGACAACCCACGAAGAAUUAGAGGCCACCGGGAUCGACCUGCAGGGUUGGCUUAACCUAACGGCACAUCUCGGCGGUAAAGAUUCUUGGGCUGAGGGAAACACUGAUAACGCAUUCAGCUUCAAUGAUUGCACGGGAGUGCAGAGAAGUCAUAGUGCCAACGAUUGGAAUUUUUUUGGCAUCGAUCUUGCUAAACAGGGACAUGCGACAUACACUUAUAUGUUGCAAGCGCCUAAGUUGGUUGAAACCCUUACCGAUACUACGACUUCUACGACAAACAAGCACGAUGUUUGGGACAACAGAAACUCUCCUAUUCCUAUUCAGUUCUCCACCACGUACGGAAAAUCCGCUCAGAAAAACGUCACCAUUACCGCGUCUCAGAAGUCCUCCCUCUCCAUCUCCACAGGGAUGAACAUUGAAGGCUUCACCUUUAAUGUCACUGCAAGCUUCGAUACGACGAACACCCAGGCCAAUUCGCAGACCGAUAGCGUGACAAGCCAGGACACGGCCAACGCGACGUUGCCUCCUGGAACCGCCGUCGACGUUGAUAUUGUCACUACCAUCCGCACAACGUUGAUGAUAUACGAGGCGGUAUUCGCUAUCGGCAGCGACAAUCCCGAAGGAUCGAUCGCCAAGGCCCCGGAAACACGUAGUGACUGGAAUAAGUUCUUCAGGAUCGAGGACAUAGUCGGCGACAGAGUCAAGUCCUUGGCCAGAUACAAAGUGAACACAAUCGAGUCGAAGACGAGCCUCGCCAUAACAAAUGUUAGUGCGGCGCUCGCUCAGGAGUUUCUUCCCGCAGCUCUCCAACUUCACGUAGGGCCCAAGUAG
Messenger RNA from Laccaria bicolor S238N-H82, 864 nucleotides. RefSeq lists its product as uncharacterized. Bases 1 to 864 code for a protein of 287 amino acids. Lineage: Eukaryota; Fungi; Basidiomycota; Agaricomycetes; Agaricales; Hydnangiaceae. The transcript is spliced from 2 exons. The record is from RefSeq and is a predicted model, not a curated record.